Messenger RNA from Psilocybe cubensis, 912 nucleotides. RefSeq lists its product as uncharacterized. Gene Ontology annotation, cellular component: delta DNA polymerase complex. Bases 1 to 912 code for a protein of 303 amino acids. Lineage: Eukaryota; Fungi; Basidiomycota; Agaricomycetes; Agaricales; Agrocybaceae. The transcript is spliced from 5 exons. Gene Ontology annotation, molecular function: nucleic acid binding; DNA-directed DNA polymerase activity; 3'-5'-DNA exonuclease activity. The record is from RefSeq and is a predicted model, not a curated record. Gene Ontology annotation, biological process: DNA-templated DNA replication; DNA replication proofreading; base-excision repair, gap-filling.
AUGUCAUGGCUCAAAUUUGUCUCUAAUAAAUAUGACAUCGUUCCGGAAACGGAGAAAAUUUCCACUUGCCAAUUGGAAGUUGUCCUACAGUACAAUGAUGAGCACAUCCUGUUGUGCUCUCCGAGGGAUAAAGAGGAGCUGUUUGCGCCUCUUCGUAUUCUGAGUUACGAUAUCGAAACACACGUUCCGGCUGAUGGCACCUUCCCAAGUGCUACGAAGGAUCCUGUUCUCCAAAUAGGAAACAUGGUCACCACCCACGGGUCGCAUGAACCCACUAUACGAGCCAUAUUCACCCUUGGGACAUGCUCUCCUAUCAAUGGGGCAGAAGUGCGAUCCUUCAAAACAGAGGCAGAAAUGUUGCUUGCUUGGAGCCAAUUUGUGAACGAGGUGGAUCCAGAUAUUAUCACUGGAUAUAACAUCACGAAAUUCGACACACCAUACCUUCUAAACCGUGCUACAGCGUUGUCUCUGCCCAAAUUUGCGCACCUUGGGAGAGUUAAAUCGUGGCGUCAGACUCUGCCUUACCCAUUUAUGAAAGUCGAGGAGUUUUCUCAGUGUCCGGGCUACAACGGGCGCUUACUUCUCGACGUCUUCCAACAUAUCCGCGAAGGCAAUUACUCUGACUUCCAGGGGCCCGGAAAGUCAAAAUUAAAUUAUGUUGCACAAGUGGCACUUUGGGACCAAAAAGAAGAUCUCCCCUACAAACAAAUUCCAAUUCUGCAGGCAGGCACUGCUAAUGAUAGACGAACACUCGCUGUAGAAUCGACCAAGGCUAAGGAGGCUCAUGUCUCUUUGAAUUCCAAGCGCAAGAAGCCAUUCCUGAAAGAUCUUUCGAGAGAUUGUCGCAAGGCCCUCAGAGAGGAUUAUAUCAUCCCAGACUCGAAGCUAAGUUCAUUGCUGGACCAAAGAUGA